AUUCAACAGGAAGGUCCAUGUUGGAUUGUCGCAAGUAUUGAAAAUUUAGAACUUGAAAAAGGAUGGUCGUACGUUAGCUGCAAGAAGUGUCAAAAGAAGGUGGAUAAACUAGGAAACAUUUAUCAAUGCCCAAACCCCAAAUAUAAACAUGAAGAUUACUCAGCAGUUAUUAGGUAUAAGCUUCAAGUUAGGGUAAUGGAUACUACUGGAUCUGUUUCCCUAUUGCUCAGGGACCGUGAAACCAUAUUUCUCAUAGGCAAAUCAGCAAAAGAAUUGAAGAAAGGGUUUCUUGAGAAUACUGGUGCUGUUGAUAAGUAUCCCUAUCCAGUAGAGCUGAACAAUAUUCUCCAAAGAAAAUUCAUGUUUAAGGUUAUUAUCAAGACAGAGAACAUUCACCAGCAAAAGGAAGUUUAUAGUGUUGUUAAGCUUACGGAUGAGGAGCAGCUGAUGAACAAAUAUAGUCCUGCUCAACCUUCAGAUGACUUAACUGAACCUAACUUCAAUAAUAUUCAAGUCUUGCAUGGAGAGAAGGAAUGCGAGGAUUCCACUGAAGAUAACGACACAACCGAUAUUGCACAUACACCUGCCCAGAUAGAUAUGGAUGAACAAGGACACGUUCAAAUUACUCCAACUACGAGUGCUCAAAUUCAACGAAGGGGACAACGCCGAAAGAUACGCCGUCGCAACAUUUAUUCCUAUAAUGCUUCAGACUCAAAGCCUGAAAUUAUCAGGAAUGUCCCAAGGGCUAUACAAAAUAAGUUAAGAGAUCGAAGGGCUGAACGAAGGGAAAAAGAAAAGAAAUUUAGAGAGCUUAGGCCUGCACUAGAUCUACAUAUUGCAAAUUAUCAGCUUAUGAGAGAUGCACUAAUAGAUGCUAUAGACAAAAUUAUACUAUAUGAUUGGGAAGCAUUAUCAAUUUUAGUAGAUUCACUUGGACAACCUUUAGGUAGUAUUUUAACUGACAUUUAUCACGAGGUGUGGUCAAGUGGACCUUUUUGGAUUUAUGUCCUUAAAUUUGAAGCAGAGUGGGAGAACCGUCUCUACGACUACCUGUAAUUUAUUUAAUUAAUGAAAGUUUUUUAUUGAUUUGCAACAUUACCUGUCAUUUAAUUAUUAUUUUUUUUCUUAAGAGCAUUAGAUAAGAUAAAUUACAUAAUGGA
Nicotiana tabacum (common tobacco) is the source of this 1160-nucleotide messenger RNA. The record is from RefSeq and is a predicted model, not a curated record. NCBI's taxonomy places the organism in Eukaryota, Viridiplantae, Streptophyta, Magnoliopsida, Solanales, Solanaceae.